This is a messenger RNA of Gilbertella persicaria, 927 nucleotides long. RefSeq names its product chorismate mutase. Gene Ontology annotation, cellular component: cytoplasm. The record is from RefSeq and is a predicted model, not a curated record. Gene Ontology annotation, molecular function: chorismate mutase activity. Gene Ontology annotation, biological process: chorismate metabolic process; aromatic amino acid biosynthetic process. The transcript is spliced from 5 exons. Bases 74 to 856 code for a protein of 260 amino acids. Lineage: Eukaryota; Fungi; Mucoromycota; Mucoromycetes; Mucorales; Choanephoraceae.
GCAUCCGAUUGAUUUUUAUGUUCAGACAACUUGCUCCCUCUUUUAUUUUCUUCUUCUUCUCCUCCUCUUCACUAUGGCAGCAGACGGCCCCUAUACACUUGAUAAGUUACGCAGUACUUUAAUUCGCUUAGAAGACACCAUUAUUUUCGCCCUUAUCGAAAGAGCACAGUUUGGUUUGAACUCUUGUAUCUACGAAAAGGGCGCUUUGGAGUUCAAAGGUGCUACUGGAGAGAAAAACUUUUUAGAAUACUUUUUAUGGGAAACAGAGAAAGUGCAUGCCAAAGUUCGUAGAUACACUAGUCCUGAUGAAUAUGCCUUCACUUCUCCAUUGCCAGAACCUAUUCUUCCUCCACUUGAAUUUGAUAAAUUUUUAGAACCCAAUGACAUUAAUAUCAACGAUAAGAUCAUGGCAGCUUAUAUUAAGGAUAUCGUGCCUGUGAUUUGUAAACAUACAGACGAUAAAAAUUAUGGUAGUUCUGUUACAAAAGAUAUUGAAGCACUUCAAGCAUUAAGUAAGCGUAUUCACUUUGGUAAAUUCAUUGCGGAAUCCAAGUUUAGAUCCAAUCCUGAAGAAUAUAUUCGAUUAGCUCUGAUAGAAGAUAGAGAAAAAAUUGAUGAGCUUUUAACAAACAAAGCAGUGGAAGCUCAAGUAUUAGAAAGACUUCGCAGAAAGGCUCUUGUAUACGGCCAAACAUUAGAUGAAGCACAAGAAGGCACAAGUAAACAUUUGCGUAUUCCUGUUGAAGCUGUAGUUGAUCUCUAUCAACGAUGGGUAAUUCCUCUUACCAAGCUUGUUGAAGUAGACUACCUUAUUACCCGAGGCAAAGAAGCCCAUCUUAAGAGAAUACCACAAUAAUUCCUAGGAGCCCGAGGGAAAGCAGAAAUAAACAAAUUCGAAUAAACAAUAAUACACUCAUUUGCCUUUUU